This is a messenger RNA of Geosmithia morbida, 741 nucleotides long. RefSeq names its product MFS transporter, MCT family, solute carrier family 16 (monocarboxylic acid transporters), member 3. NCBI's taxonomy places the organism in Eukaryota, Fungi, Ascomycota, Sordariomycetes, Hypocreales, Bionectriaceae. The transcript has a single exon. Bases 1 to 741 code for a protein of 246 amino acids. The record is from RefSeq and is a predicted model, not a curated record. Gene Ontology annotation, cellular component: fungal-type vacuole membrane. Gene Ontology annotation, molecular function: transmembrane transporter activity. Gene Ontology annotation, biological process: transmembrane transport.
AUGAGAGCCAUCGGCUUCAUCUGUCUGGCACUGUGUCUGUUUGGCUUUUCGGUGCUGAGGCCGCCACAGCGUCGCCGGGGGGUGAACGCCAGCAAGCCGGCAUGGCAGGCUGGCGGCUUCUCAUGGCGGUGGUUCAUCGACCUCGCCGCCUUCCGCGAGCGACCCUACCUGGUCUACUGCGUCGCCAUCUUCUUCAACAACCUCACUUUCUUUAUCCCGAGCUACUACGUGCAGACGUAUGCAACGGCGCACGGGAUGCGCACCGCCUCGCUAGCCGUCUACCUCAUCUCCAUCAUGAAUGCUGCGACCAUCCCGGGCCGCGUCCUCCCCUCUCUCGUGGCCGACCGCUUCGGCGCCAUCGACACCUACGUCGCCGUCUGCGGUCUCAGCAGCGCCGCCAUCUUCUACUGGACCAGCGUGCAAAACGCUGCGGGGAACAUCGCCUUCGCCGUCCUGUGGGGGUUCUUCUCCGGCGCCGUCGUCGCCCUCGCCAACGUCGUCCUCACCGGCAUCACACCCGAUCUGACCCGCUUGGGUACCCGCAUCGGCAUGGCCUCCAUCCUCAAGGGCGUCGGGUCACUCAUCGGCCCGCCGAUCUCGGGCGCGAUAUUCGGCGCCACCGGGGGCUACCUUGGCGUGCAGCUGUUUGCUGCGUUUGGCAUGAUGUUGACUUCGAUUCUGAUUCUGUCACUUCGUCUGGUCAUCGCUCGGAACGAGCUACGACGACAGAGGGGUGGCUAG